CCAGGACUCAAGCUUCGAGCUGGAGUUCGCCUAUGGGCUCCUGGAUUCUGGGGAGCGCCCGCUCGGCCGCGUGCCCGCGCGCACGGGCAUGGCCGUGAGUUUUGUGUGCCUGGACGACGAGAUCCACAUCGACAAUCUCCCAGAGGCGGAGUUUUCAGCGGAAACCUCCACAGGCUCCGCUGAGGACGGCGUGGCCACGGCAAAGGACAAAGCCGAAGCCGGCGCUGGCUCUUCCCACCUCGCGGAAACGGAGGCGCCAGAGGCGCCAGAGGCGCCAGAGGCGCGGCUUCACGUGUCGCACAUCCGCGCGAGCAACAAGGAUGCAGCGGAUGUCACCUUUCGCUUCUUCCAUUUGGGGCCUAUGGCGCCCACGUCCGGCGCCAGUGCUGGGAAUCACCUGGGGCGGCUCUUUCACCAGCCGGUGCUGGUCACCUCGCUGGCGCCCGGCGAGAUGCGCAAUGUGGCGCUGGAAGUGCGGCGUGAAGAAGCCGAAGAAGAAGGCCGAGGUGCAGAGGACAGCGAGAGUGAAUUCUUCGAGAUAGUUGUGGAGGCUCCAACUGGCAGCACAGUCUGCAACGCGCGAGACUUCCAAUCCAUCUCGUACGAGGGCGGCUUGUGAGGACAGGCCGCUUCACCCGGUUCCAGAUGCCUUCCAAAGCGAAUGC
This is a messenger RNA of Effrenium voratum, 665 nucleotides long. The record is from the annotation of a GenBank genome assembly. Lineage: Eukaryota; Dinophyceae; Suessiales; Symbiodiniaceae.